Molecule: messenger RNA, 1655 nt
Organism: Drosophila serrata
Lineage: Eukaryota; Metazoa; Arthropoda; Insecta; Diptera; Drosophilidae
Gene: Cyp12b2
Product: Cytochrome P450 12b2
Molecular function (GO): monooxygenase activity; heme binding; iron ion binding
Source: RefSeq, a predicted model, not a curated record
AUGUGGAAAAGUGCUGCAAAGUGUGUCCAAGGGCCAAGUUCAGGCCUUCAUCAGCUGUGUUUUGUUAGGACUUUCUCAGUGGGCGGAAUAGUUGGUCAGCAGACUCAAUUGGAAAUUGCGGGAAAUUUGAGUGCUCGCAGCGAUGAAAAAUGGACACAGGCAAAGUCUUAUGAGGAAAUGCCAGGACCAAGCAGUCUUAAAAUGAUAUCCUACUUUAUGCCAGGUGGCGCCCUUCGAAAUACUAACCUCAUACAAAUGAACCGCCGGAUGAGGGAAAUGUACGGAGAUAUAUAUCGCGUUCCCGGCAUGAUGGGCAAGCCCAAUAUGGUCUUCACCUAUAACCCCCAGGACUUUGAGGUGACCUAUCGCAACGAGGGAGUAUGGCCCAUACGGAUAGGUCUGGAGAGCUUCAGUUAUUAUCGCAAAGUGAAGAGACCUGAUGUUUUUGGUGGUAUAGGUGGCCUUGUUUCCGAACAAGGUCAGGAAUGGGCAGAUAUACGCAACAAGGUGAACCCCGUGCUCAUGAAGGUGCAGAAUGUGAGACAAAGUCUUCCCCAACUCGAUCAGAUAGCCAAGGAAUUUAUAGACAAGUUGGAAUCCCUAAGGAAUCGUGAUACUCAUACCCUCCAGGCCAACUUUCAUGAGGAGCUGAAGAACUGGGCCUUUGAAUCAAUUAGUUUUGUGGCUCUGAAUACAAGAAUGGGUCUUCUGAGUGAUCACCCAGAUCCGAAUGCCGCUCGUUUGGCCAAACACAUGGGCGAGUUCUUCAACUAUAGCUUCAAGUACGAUAUACAACCCUCGAUAUGGCCUUUUUACAAGACACCCGGCUUCAAGGAGUUCCUCAAAACCUAUGACAAUAUCACUGAGAUAACCACCAACUAUAUAGAGACUGCCAUGAAGCGUUUCGAGGUGAAGGAUGAUCGGAAUACCAAAUGUGUCCUGGAGCAGCUCUUGGAACUCAACAAGCAGGUGGCUGUCGUGAUGGUAAUGGACAUGUUAAUGGCUGGCAUCGAUACGACCUCUUCUGCUGCUCUGACCAUCCUUUAUCACCUGGCUAAAAACCCCUCGAAGCAAGACCAACUGCGUCGCGAGAUACUUCGUAUCUUACCCCAAUCAAAGGGUUCCCUCACCGAAGAGAACACCAAAAACAUGCCUUAUCUGCGGGCUUGCAUCAAAGAGGGCCUGCGAAUCACCUCUAUAACUCCUGGAAAUUUCCGGAUUACCACAAAGGACCUGGUGCUCUCUGGAUAUCAGGUUCCUGCCGGCACUGGCGUUCUCAUGGGCGUCUUGGAGCUCUCAAACAGCGACGAGUAUUUCGCUCAGAGCGCCGACUUUGUGCCGGAACGCUGGCUAAAGUCUGGGUCAGCUCCUGAUGGUGUUCAGGCCUGUCCGGAGGCCCGAUCCCGCAAUCCCUUCGUGUAUCUGCCCUUUGGCUUUGGUCCUCGCACCUGCAUUGGAAAGAGGAUAGCAGAGCUGGAGAUAGAAACUCUAUUGGUGCGACUUCUGCGGAGCUACAAGGUCAGCUGGCUGCCCGAGACUCCGAUACAAUACGAGAGCACCAUUAUACUAGCACCUUGCGGGGAUAUUCGAUUUAAACUAGAGCCUGUGGAUCAAUCAAUGUGAUAUCAGGACACACAUCCUUUUGAGUUCAGAGA